This is a messenger RNA of Bombina bombina (fire-bellied toad), 6595 nucleotides long. RefSeq lists its product as uncharacterized. The coding region runs from base 56 to 6313 and encodes 2085 amino acids. The record is from RefSeq and is a predicted model, not a curated record. The transcript has 26 exons. NCBI's taxonomy places the organism in Eukaryota, Metazoa, Chordata, Amphibia, Anura, Bombinatoridae.
AGUCUGAUAAACCCACAGCUGAACAGUUCAUCACACUUUGUGCUCUCAUCCCAAGAUGACUUAUCUAUGGCUCUUAGGAAUUUUUGCAGCAUGUUUUGGAUUGUGCAUCACACAGGGAACUAACUCAGAAAUAUCUUGUCAGAAGCCACAAAUAUCUAAAGGAGUUGUGACAAAUCCUAAGAAUAUUUACAAAGAAGACGACAGAAUAUCCUACAGCUGCAAUCCUGGGUUCAAAUCAGAGAGAAAUGCAGAAGCCACUUGUACUGGAAAUGGCUGGAGCCCUGAGCCGUCGUGUGUAGAAAUCGUUUGCUAUCCUGAUAGAGUAAUAAAUGGGCAAGUUACACAGCCUAAGGUUAUGUACAAAGAGGGAGAGACCAUUAAGGUGCAAUGUGAUCGUGGAUUCCAAUUAGAGGGUGAUGCUAAUUUACCAAGAACAUGCACAAAGAACGGCUGGUCCCCUCCAAUGAAAUGUAUCAGUAAAAUGUGUGAUGAUCCUAACAUUUUACAUGGAGCAAUUACCUGGCGUACAAACUAUGGUUUUCCAAGAAGAAUACUUUCUUAUAUAGAAUACUACUGUGAUAAAGGUUAUUUACCACCGGAAAAAGAGUACUAUGUCAGAUCUACGUGUACAGAAAACGGAUGGAGUCCCAGACCGCGUUGUUUAAGAACAUGCUCCAAUUAUAAUGUCAGAGUGGACAACGCUGAGCUACUGGCAACUCAGAAUGUUUAUGUGAGUGGUGAGAGAGUGCGGUUCAGAUGUUACCGAGAUUAUAAAACUGAAGAUGGAAAUGAAGAAGGUGAAAGAGAAUGUCUUCCUACUGGCGCGUUUACCGCAGCAAGAUGCAGAUACAGAAAGAACUGCACAAUCACAGCUUUGGAUCAUGGGAGGUACCAGCCAAAAAAAAGUUCAUUUAGUGUUGGUGAAUAUUUGCGAUAUCAAUGUGAUGAAGGAUUUGUGAGUCCGAGGCGCAGCAGGGGUGAACAUGUGCAGUGUCUUACAGAUGGAUGGCAACAUACCCCCCAGUGUACUGACAUCACAUGUACUAUACCAGAAGGGGGCAAAUUAAUAUCUACAAAGCAAGAAUAUAAAGAGGGUGAGAGAGUCCAGUUAUCAUGCCCAGUUGGCUACAGUUUGUCAGGCUCUGCAAACAGUCAGUGUCAUUACUAUGGCUGGGACCCAUCACUGUCAACAUGUGAAGGAAACCCUUGUGGCAAACCUCCAGUUGUUGAGUUUGCAAAUAUUCUUGGUGAAAAGUCCAACUACAAGCAUAAUGACCUAGUGGAAUAUAAAUGUCUAUCUGGAUACAAGCGUGAAAGACCUAGCACAGCUAUAUGUCUAAAAGGAGAAUGGCAUGACCUUCCUGUCUGUGUCUCAACUAAAUGUGAUCCUCCAAAACCUAUUCCAAAUGGAAAAAUAAAAAAUGAAGUGAAGACUGAGUACCUGUCUGGUGAAAAAGUUCAAUAUGAAUGCAACUCAGGAUUUGCACUGCAAAAGAAGAGAGAUGAAGCAGUUUGUGAAAAUACUCAAUGGGUACAGACACCAGUGUGCAGACAAAUAGGAGAGCGCUGUGGCCCUCCACCUCUAAUAGAAUAUGGAGAAAUCCGACAAAACAGGAACAAAACAUAUGAAUCUGGAAGUACAGUAGAGUAUCUAUGUCCAAAUUACUAUAUAAUGGAAGGAAACGCUAUAAUUGAAUGUGAGAACGGCGUAUGGGAUGAUCCUCCUGUUUGCUUAGAGCCGUGCAUCACAGGCGAAAAAGCAAUGAAAGAGCAUAAUAUAAGACUGAAAGGGAGUUCUGACACAAAAAUAUACUCUGAACAUGGAGAUUUUGUGUCAUUUAGUUGUCUAGACGGAUAUGAGAUAAAUUAUGAACAAGCACUUACAGUGCUGUGUAUCAGAGGAGUAAUGAGAUAUCCUACAUGUUCCAAAAGAGGAGCCUUUGAAAGAGAAAACCCAGUAACAUUUGAGGACAGUCAUAUCAUCAUAUUCAAGAGGUACAUUGAUGAUCUGUUUUUAAUAUGGCGUGGUACCCAACAAGAUCUGAAUGACUGGUUUGACAAUCUCAAUCAAUUGUCGGUGAAUUUGAAGUUCAAAAUAACAUAUCAUUGUGAGGUGAUUGACUUUUUGGAUUUAAGAGUAAAAAAAUCAACUGGCACAUUAUGUACUGAACUCUUUACCAAACCAACAGAUCGCAAUUCAAUGCUGCUUUACACAAGUUGUCAUCCCACAGGAAUAAAAAAAGCUUUACCUAUAUCACAGUUCCAGAGGGUGGUAAGAAAUAACUCCACCAGAGAAGGGAAGGAAGAACAACUCACCAAUAUGUAUCAGAAAUUUAAAGAAAGGAGUUAUGUGGAUGAGGUGCUACAAGAAGCCUAUGCCCAAGCGGUGAGUAUGACACAAGAUCAAGCUUUAACCAGCAGUGAACGAAAUAAGGACCAACCAACCAUGGACAGAUUAACAUUUGUCACCGAAUACAGUCCGGACAAGAGAGAUUUCAGAGGAUUUCCACCCAAGUUCAAACAAUCCAGCUGGAACAGUGGGGAAGUAAUGAUGACAACUACGACAGCAACAAGCCUUGACAUUGAGAAUGAGGAGGAUUAUGCACAUACCUUUCAAUUUAGUGCAGAAGAUGCAACUCGGAUUCGUUUUGACAGCAGAGUAAUAAAAACACAACGGGAAAUUCCUUUACAUCUAUACAAUCAGAUUUUGAAAUUGAAAAAAAGAAGGAUUGACUUUAAGUUACACGGCUGCUACUUAUCCGCCUAUCACGAGAAGAUGCACAUACCAAAAGGCUUUAGGAUCAAAAAUAUGCCCACCAUUGGCAGGAAUAAUCCUGUGUUUUGUAAGAAGUGGUGUGGCAUAUUAAACAAAUGCUCUCUAGAUCUCAUGUUAUUGGUAAUUGAGGAGACUGGAGCAACAUUGAAGAGUCUGGAAAUUGAAAUCACACAAUUUGAAACUGAUCAUCUGUGUAAAUUGGAACAAGACCAACAAGAGGAUUGGCUCACCAAACUGCACAAACAGCUUAAAGAUUAUGAAGGUGAGCUAAUAGCAUUUAAAGAAAAGAAAUGGGAAGCUGUGACCACGGAUUACCGGGAGAAAAGAGUAUAUCAAUGGACAUUAAGCCCUGAAGAAAGGCAGUUCAGGAUGUCACGAAGAAGACCCAGGGUAUAUAAACCCAGAAACCUGACGACUAUUGACAGUUCAGAUAAUGCCACUGAUAAUGAGGCACCAUCAACAUCUACAGAAUGCUAUGAGCUGAAUCAAGAGGAGAAAGAUGUGCUUAAUAAAGGCUUAAGUUUCAUACCUACCACAUAUGCUAACGAGUUCGAUAUGUUGGUAGAUUCUUACAAGUUUCAAAGGACACUAAGAUUAAAAGAAUUUUUCAAGGAUACCCCGAAAGAAACAGAUGUAGCCUCUUUUGAACUAAAGAAGAAAAGCACUUUUGAUCCUCGAAGUCUACAACCAAGUAUUCUGACAUAUUCCAGAUUAACCAGUGAUGAGAUGAGGGAGACUGUCAGAAAGAACAAAAGUAACAUCAGGAAUAAUUUGUCCAAAAGGGAGACACAAGCUCUUAAGAAGCUACAAGAGAAUGCCUCUAUUGUGAUCCGUGAAGCAGACAAGGGUGGAGCACUGGUCAUCCAAGAUUAUGUUUGCUAUAAAAGAGAGAUCAUGUCACAGUUGGAGGACAGUAAGGUAUAUGAAAAGUUACCAAAUAAUCCUACCCAAAAAUUUAAGAGCAAGAUUGAUGAGUAUUUGAAUCAACUAAAGAAAGAAAAUCAGAUCUCGCCAAGUCUAUUAUCAUAUCUACAAGUUGAACAUCCUAUUGUUCCCGUCUUGUAUACCUUACCAAAGGUACAUAAACACCCGAGCAAACCACCUGGCAGGCCCAUAGUGUCUGCCAGAGGAUCCAUACUACAGCCCAUUGCCACCUAUCUGGACAGAAUGCUACAACCUUUUGUUCAGAUGAUCCCAUCGUAUUUAAAAGAUUCGAUUGAAUUGAUAAAAAUCUUACAGAAGCUAAGUGACAUCAGAGACACUGAUAUACUGGUCACCCUGGAUGUGACCAGUUUGUACACGGUGAUUCCGCAUAAUGAGGGAGCCUUUGAAAGAGAAAACCCAGUAACAUUUGAGGACAGUCAUAUCAUCAUAUUCAAGAGGUACAUUGAUGAUCUGUUUUUAAUAUGGCGUGGUACCCAACAAGAUCUGAAUGACUGGUUUGACAAUCUCAAUCAAUUGUCGGUGAAUUUGAAGUUCAAAAUAACAUAUCAUUGUGAGGUGAUUGACUUUUUGGAUUUAAGAGUAAAAAAAUCAACUGGCACAUUAUGUACUGAACUCUUUACCAAACCAACAGAUCGCAAUUCAAUGCUGCUUUACACAAGUUGUCAUCCCACAGGAAUAAAAAAAGCUUUACCUAUAUCACAGUUCCAGAGGGUGGUAAGAAAUAACUCCACCAGAGAAGGGAAGGAAGAACAACUCACCAAUAUGUAUCAGAAAUUUAAAGAAAGGAGUUAUGUGGAUGAGGUGCUACAAGAAGCCUAUGCCCAAGCGGUGAGUAUGACACAAGAUCAAGCUUUAACCAGCAGUGAACGAAAUAAGGACCAACCAACCAUGGACAGAUUAACAUUUGUCACCGAAUACAGUCCGGACAAGAGAGAUUUCAGAGGAACAGUUCAUCACACUUUGUGCUCUCAUCCCAAGAUGACUUGUCUAUGGCUCUUAGGAAGUUUUGCAGCAUGUUUUGGAUUGUGCAUCACACAGGGAACUAACUUAGUGCCCACGUGCAGCUUGCCUAGAGAUAACUUCAUUCAAUACUGGCCAUUCAAACGUGUCUACAAACUUAACGAUGUUGUGGAAUCUGUUUGCCCAGAAGGUUAUAAGCUGAAAGGCUCAAAGUUAAGUCAAUGUUUUUCCUAUGGAUGGGGACCUGCGCUGCCAACAUGUGAAGAGGAAACUGAAUCUCCAAGUGAGGGCGGUGGAGACGAACAGCCACAUCCAGCUGGAGAGUGUAACAGUCCAAAAAUUAUACAUGGAAACCUUCAAUGGUCUUCAUCCUACGGAUUUCCAAAACAAAUCGGCUCUAUAAUAGAUUAUUCCUGUGAUGAUGGGUAUUUACCCCCAGACAAAAUGUUGAAUGGCAGAUCCAUAUGUACAGAGAGCGGAUGGGAUCCCAGACCACAGUGUUUAACUACUAAAUGUGAUCCCCCUAAAACUAUUGAAAAUGGAAGGAUAAUAAAUAAACUAAAGGCUCUAUAUGAAUCUGGUGAAAAAGUGCAAUAUCAAUGCACAUGGGGAUUUGCUUUGGAAAAAAACAGAAAUGAAGCAGUUUGUGAAGAUACUCAGUGGGUACAGACACCGGUGUGCAGAAGAAUAGGAAAGCGCUGUGGGCCACCACCUGUAAUACAAUAUGGAGACACACGACAAGACAGAAAGACAAUAUAUGAAUCUGGAAAUACAGUGGAGUAUCUGUGUCCAAACUACUAUGUAAUGGAAGGAAAGGCUGUAAAUAAAUGUGAGAACGGCGUCUGGGAUGAUCCUCCUGAAUGCUUAGAGCCGUGCACUGCAAGAGAUAAAGAAAUGAAAGCGCACAAUGUAAGGCUGAGAUGGAGAAUUGACACCAAACUAUACGCUCAACAUGGAGAUGCUAUGUCAUUAGCGUGCCUAGAAGGAUAUGAGAUACAUGAUGCAGUAUUACUUAGAGCACAGUGUAACAGAGGAGUACUGAAAUAUCCGAAAUGCAUCAAGAGAGGAUCAUGUGUUUUAUCACAGACAACAAUGGAACAGAACAGCAUCUAUUUAAACAGAACCAGUGAAAUUGAAAAUGGAGAAACGGUUGAGUUUAAGUGUAAUGAAGGAAUGGUACCGGAGACCUCCCUGACAGCUACAUGCAGAUCGAACAUUAUAAAUUAUCCCAAAUGUAUUGCUGAUAGAAUAGGAGAGGGCUGUGGUCCUCCACCUGUAGUACAAUAUGGAGACACGCGACAAGACAGAAAGACGUUGUAUCACUCUGGGAGUACAGUGGAGUAUCUGUGUCCUAAUUACUAUGUAAUGGAAGGAAACUCUAUAAUUAAAUGUGAGAACGGUGUAUGGGAAAAUCCUCCUGUUUGCUUAGAGCCGUGCACCGCAGAUGAGAAAGAAAUGAAAGCGCACAAUGUAAGGCUGAGAUGGAGAUCUGACACCAAACUGUACUCUGCACAUGGAGAUACUGUGUCAUUUACGUGUCUAGACGGAUAUGAGAUACAUGAUGCAGUAUUACUUAGAGCACAGUGUAACCGAGGAGUACUGAAAUAUCCUAAAUGCAUCAAGAGAGAAUAAUGUUUGAUGCAAAACAGGAAGAAAAUAAACAAAUGAAUUUGCUUGAACAAGAAGAUUCUUUGAUAUGAUCUGCAGAUAUAAAAUAUAGGGCUGAAUGACAUCUUGUGUAACAAGUGUACUUGGCGCCUUGUAAUGUGAUUAGAGCUAAACACGUUUCUACUAUAAAUAUAGUCAUAUUGCCCUAUAAAUGGGUUGUGAUGUCAUUACAAUGUGCAAUUCAAGGUUAUCAUGUCAUAUACUGUAAUGAAAACAGAACAAAUAAACCCUAUUGAGUGUAUUUUA